AUGGCCACGACUGGACAGGUUGUGCCGCAUGAAGAGCCGAUGAAUCUGCAAACUCUUCGACGUGCAGCCGAGGAGGGCGAUCUCCAGGCCAUGGCUCGGAUGGACCUUCGGCUUCAAAGUGCUUUGGAGGAAGACGAGACCUUGCGACGGGUAGGGAAUCGAAACUGGCAAUUGAUUGCAUUUGAUGUUUCAGAACUGAGUCCUGGCCAGUGCAGUCGACAGACUGAGGACCCGAAGGCUCAAGCAGCCUUGCGCCUUUACCAGGACUCGGUGACGCUGGGGAAGAAGAACGGGAACAUUGACCGGGAAGCCUUUCAGGCGGUGAUGCGAGAUGAUGCAGACGAGCCCUGGCGAAAUACAGCCAUGGUCUGGGUCCUGAGGCAGUUGAUUGGCGAGGGCUUGGACCUGGAGGUCACCAAUACUGGUGGCCACACCCUGCUGCAGCUGGCGCAGGAGCGGGGCAAAGAGCACUGCGCCCAAGUGCUGCUGCGUGAGGGGGCCGGACGUACCCAGUGCCUUGCCUUCAGCGGGAAACUGGUGUCGUACCGAAUCGUGCGAAUCGUGUCCGAAUCGUGUCCGAAUCUCACAUAUUCAUCAGGUGGGCAGAAGCUAUGA
Messenger RNA from Durusdinium trenchii, 615 nucleotides. NCBI's taxonomy places the organism in Eukaryota, Dinophyceae, Suessiales, Symbiodiniaceae. The record is from the annotation of a GenBank genome assembly.